AUGAAGCUGUUGAUUUUUGCCGCGGCUGUGGUGACAGUGGUGAGUGCUGCCAGCCUCUCGUUGGAGGAUCUGGAGUUUCAUGCCUGGAAGAUGAAGUUUGGGAAAAUCUACAGGUCUUCGGAGGAGGAGGCCCAGCGAAAACUCACCUGGCUCUCAAACCGGCGUCAGGUUCUGGUCCAUAACAUGCUGGCAGACCAGGGCAUCAAGAGCUACCGUCUGGGCAUGACCUACUUUGCUGACAUGGACAACCAGGAGUACAGAGAGACAGUCUCCAAGGGAUGCUUGCUGCCCUUCAACAGAACUAAAUCCCGCAGUGCCGUCACAUUCCUCCGCCAGGCAGGGGGAGCUCAGCUGCCCAAAGAUGUGGACUGGAGGGACAAAGGCUUCGUAACUAGUGUCAAAGAUCAGAAAGACUGCGGAUCCUGUUGGGCCUUCAGUGCGACGGGAGCUUUGGAAGGUCAGACAUUCAGGAAAACUGGGAAGCUGGUGUCUCUGAGCGAGCAGCAGCUGGUGGAUUGCUCUGGAGAUUAUGGGAACAUGGGAUGCGGCGGUGGCUGGAUGGAUGAUGCCUUUAAGUAUGUCAAAGAUAACGGAGGCUUAGACACGGAGGAUUCCUAUCCCUAUGAAGCCCAGGAUGGGGAGUGCCGCUAUGACCCAAGUCAUAUUGGAGCCACCUGCACAGGUUAUGUGGAUAUCACCAGAGGUGAUGAGAGUGCCCUGCAGGAGGCUGUGGCCAAUAUUGGACCUGUUUCAGUGGCUAUUGAUGCUGGCCACGCUUCCUUCCAGCUCUAUGAAUCAGGUAUCUAUGAUGAGCCAGAUUGCAGCAGCAGUGAACUUGACCAUGGUGUGCUGGCUGUGGGAUACAGCAGUGAGGAUGGAAAGGACUACUGGCUGGUGAAGAACAGUUGGGGCCUUGACUGGGGAGAGAGGGGAUACAUCAAGAUGAUCAGGAACAAACAUAAUCAGUGUGGCAUUGCUACAUCUGCCAGCUACCCUCUGGUUUAA
Molecule: messenger RNA, 1005 nt
Organism: Chanos chanos (milkfish)
Lineage: Eukaryota; Metazoa; Chordata; Actinopteri; Gonorynchiformes; Chanidae
Product: cathepsin L1-like
Exons: 7
Coding region: 1-1005 (334 amino acids)
Biological process (GO): proteolysis
Molecular function (GO): cysteine-type peptidase activity
Source: RefSeq, a predicted model, not a curated record